Molecule: messenger RNA, 1085 nt
Organism: Theileria equi strain WA
Lineage: Eukaryota; Apicomplexa; Aconoidasida; Piroplasmida; Theileriidae
Exons: 1
Coding region: 318-1085 (255 amino acids)
Source: RefSeq, a predicted model, not a curated record
CCAGUAACUCUACUGAAAAGCCCACAAAUGAAUCUUCUGGACCAGUGGUAACGAAGGUAACCGGUAAGAAAAUAUGUUGCGUUUGUAAGGAAACAAAACAAGCGCGAGAUUUGUGUAUAGCUGAAAAUGGAAUAGAAAAAUGCAAGAAAUUUAUAGAAGCUCAUAACAAGUGUCUGAGGGAUGAAGGAUUCGCAGUAGAGGACGUUUGAUUGUCAUAAUUUAUAGUUUCUGUUUAAAAACUACUUGGAUCUCCGUUUAAGCUUAACAGCCGGGCAUAUGAUUUUGUCAAGCAUAUAAUUGUUCACUAAGUUGGAAUAAUGAGCACAAUUUUAGAUUUAGCGGCCAAUUCUGACGAAUCUGAUUCUGAUUACGUCCUAUCUGAACCACAAUCGGAGAGCGAAGAUGAGAAAAAAGCCAAGAAAAAACGUGACCGUGAGAAAAACCGGGCUAUCUUGCAGAGCAAAGUGAAUGAAAUAUAUUCUGAUAUGCUAAAAGAGAGUGAAAAUAUAUACAAACAUCCUAGUGGAUUAAGUGAUAGCUUCAUGCUCCAGUUUCAUAAGAAACAUGUAAAACCGAUCAAAAACAAGUCAUUGAAAUAUGUGGAAAAUUAUGUAAAGAAUAGCUCCAGUAUAGUCUAUAGUGAGGAUUCCACUUUAGAUAUUAAAACCUUUAAAGAACAAUGUUACAAAACACCUAACAAUGAAAUAUUGGAUAUUGUUAAAAAGGCUGUUAGCGUCGAUGAAACUGAGCCAGUAACAGUGAAAAAAACCUAUACUUUUGCAGGGCAGACGUACGAGCUUCAUGAUAAGGUUGACAAAAAAUCCAAAAAGUACAUCAAUCACCUCAAGAAACAGGAAAAAAGCUUGGGUGGAAGUUUUUCAUUUUUGGACCAAAUGCUAUCGGAAAUUGGUCCAAAACAAACCCUAUCAGCUAUUUCAAAAUCUGAAGUUGACUGGAACAAAUACAAGGACGAAAAUGAUCUUGAUACAUCUCUAAAGAAGGAUCAUAGGUACAUCAAGGAACAAGCAUUUCUGCAAAGGGCCAACUGGAAAGAACACGAAAACUCACUACAGGCAAGAAAAUAG